ACAAUAAUAUUAAGAAAGAGUUAAGAAAGAAAUUCAAAAAGUCCAAAAGGAACUUUGAGAAAAGAUCAGAUCCCAGUAAUCAAAUGAAACUUAAUCAAUGUAGAGAACAGUUUGUACAGUCUGUUGGAAAAUCGAGACAGAUGUACUUAGAAAAUUUAUCAAAAGAAUUAGAUCCAAAAAAGCCUAACAAAUUUUGGUCUCUUAUAAACAAAACAAGAAAUAAUUACAAUAAACCAGUGAUUCAACCAAUACUAAGAAAUGAUAAUUCUUUGGCAGUAGAUGAUGAAGAUAUCUACAAAGAGAUGAAAAUUCUCUAUGGUCAAGAAAAGUUGGCAGUUAAAGAUCAUUUACCAGAAUGGUAUGAAAAAGUGAAACAAGAUGUCAUACAAAUAAAAGAAACAGAAAGGCAAAAAUUAACACAAACACCAACAGAAGUUGAGGAAAGUGAUAUAACAAUAAAAGAAGUAGAAGAGGUAAUCAAGGGUAUGAAUAAACUAAGUGCUCCAAGUCCAGAAGAACAAAUUUUGGGUACAAUGAUAACUAAGGGAGGAGAACAGAUGUGCUUGGGACUUCAGUUUCUAUUUCAGAGAUGUUGGGAACAAGAUGCUGAUGUUUUCUCUGAUAUCUACUGGACAUCUGCGAUUCGUUUGUCUGAGUACUCGGGUUAUGGUUCUGUUUCGCUGCUGUCAUACAACAUCCCACCUCAGACGAGUCAAGUGACCUUCACCUUUCAAGCAAAGUCAUCUGGCAUUUCAUGUUUCUUCAAGGAAGUUUAUGUUUAUUUUCAACAUGGCAGUUAUCCACUUGUCACACCAUACAAUGAAACAUUCCCAGAAAAAUUCUUCACCAACAGGACGUCAGAUUUCCACAUCAAAAUCCAGAAAGAUGCUCAAGCUGUCUCGUACAUGCUGGAUGCUCCUGAACCAGGGAACUGGUACUUUGCAGCAUUCUUACCAAAACAUGAUAAUGGGAAAAUAGAACAAAAGGGCAUUGGUAAAUCCUGUCUGUAUGGCAUGGUGAUAGUGGUGGAGGCCACAGGUCUGGACAAUGUUCAAGUCCUGCCCCUGGAAACCACCCACAGGCUGACACUGACCAAUGACCUACUGAAGAAAAGGGUUCUAUACAGGUAUGCAUUGCCAACAAGUACAGUAGAGUACAAAGUUAAAAUUAACAACUGUUCUACAAAGAUGCUGUCAGAGAAAUCUGUAUUGAAACCAACUUCCCCGACUGUGAAUUCCACAGCAUCAGCCAUAGAUCAGUCAUCAGAACCUUCCAAACUGGCACAGACUUCCCCACCAGUGCCUAAGGCAAACACAUCAGAACAUUUGGUUGCUAAUGACUUUGAAAAUUCCAGCAAUUAUUCUUAUUCCUCUACAGUGCAAUCAAAUGAAACAGAUUCUGACAAUGCCCGAUAUAAUCCCGAUAAUGAAACCAAAUCCUUGCAGUCUUCUUCCUUUACUCAGAAAUCCAGCAUGAUAAAGAAUUUAGCCACUUCUACAACUGAUAUGUGCCCAGUAAUUGCAGUGAUGCGAUCCAGUGCUCUUCCAAACGUGCAAUCUGCCACAUUGUCAGACUGUGGUAAUCAGACAGAGUGUGAAAAAAGACUGCUUUCUCCAUCUGUUGAUGGUUGGACAUACAUCACCAUAGCCAUAGAUGACAGCUAUAAUGUGUCAGAGAUUUCAUUUGAUCUUUCAUUUGAAACAAAAGAGUGUGAAUCCCUGAAAAUCUUCAUUCCCAGGACCAUAUUUCAUCCUGCUGACACAAACAGAACGUCUCUGAGGCCUGCUCAGGAUAAGUGUAUCAGAAUGACCUCACUGGGGCGCUUUGUUUGGGAAGAACGGACUUUCAAUAUUACCUACGUGCUUAAUGACAAUACCGGGUUCCCCAACCCACUGCCAUUGCGCAAUCUCGUCAUAGAGGACCAUGUGGUCAUGUUGACAAGUUUUACUGUGCAGUCUCCAGCAGACCUUGGGGGAACCCUCCUGCUUCAUGCUUCUCUAAAUCUUCAGGCUUUUACUAUUAAGAACCAGACUGUAACGGUCUAUAUGUGUGUAAUGAGGAAUGCCUUACCAGGCGGUGAGACAGUCCGCUCUUGUGAGACUGGCAUCGCCAUGGUGCUCAACUUCACAGCCCCUGAAGACACCGUAUACAUACCGUAUCCUGAGCCAGGCACUUGGUUCAUAAGCUUCAACAGUGAAUGUUAUAGUAACGAUACUAAAUUACCCACCACCUGUUCCAUGCUGCCUAUGGUUGAUGUAGACUUGGUUAUAUCGGGGUGUGUGGAAGGCCAGUGUGGAGACUAUGGUGUCUGCCAGGACUACAUCAGUGGCGUCCAUGUGUUCAGCUCCUGCAAGUGCUAUGCAGGUUGGCGUGGUUACGGCUGUACUGAUGGGACUGAGGGUCGUACUAAGGGGGAGGAGCUUGUUGCCAUGCUCCUACUUACCCUUAGCAACCUGUUUUUCCUUCCAUCCAUAGUGUUGGCGCUGUACCGGAGAUACUUCGUGGAGGCCCUAGUGUACACCUUCACCAUGUUCUUCUCUACGUUUUACCAUGCCUGUGACACCAGCGACAUUGUCUACUACUGCAUGGUGAAGUACGACAUCCUCAGCUUUGCCGACUUUCUCGGCUCAAUUAGCUCCUUCUGGGUGACAAUGUUGGUUAUGUCCAAGAUUCCCCCGAGGGUGAGAAGCUUUGCCCAGACCCUCGGGGUGCUACUGGUAGCCGUGGGAACGGAGUACGACAGACACGGGCUGCUGGUGUUUGCUGUUCCUUCAGGACUUGCAGCAGUUGUCAUGUUCGGAUCAUGGAUAUUCCAGUGCCGCAGACAGAGGAAGCUGUAUCCCACCAGGAGAUACUACCUGAUCCACCUUCUGCCAGGGGUGAUACUGGCGCUAACUGGCCUAGUCCUGUUUGCGUUCCUCGAGACACAGAACAACUACAAAUACGUGCACAGCUGCUGGCAUAUGUGUAUGUCUCUAUCCAUCGUGUUUCUUCUCCCACAGAGACCCACUGAUAAAGGAAAUGGUAGUGUUUUUGAGAAUGACACAGACAGUGAUGAGCUCAUACUUGUCACAGAUGAAAACCCUAGAGAGAGUAUUAAUGGUAGCUGAGCUCACCAGCAACACUGUUAUUGUAGUAUUAAUUUAUGUGCUAAUUAUUAUAAAUUGACUGAAGUUUUACCAUUAUAUAAUGAUAUUAUUUUCAAACAUCUGUUGUAUUAUUUACUUAAUUGAACAUCCCCUUAAAGCACCGUCUGUAAUAUUGAAAUGCCUAAUUGAUUGGACUGGCUGCCAUCCAUAGAGGCAGAUUAGCCUUUGCAGCAUGGAUAUAGUUGCAAACAACUUUGCAGAAAUGAGACACUUUUUUGUGAGGAGGUGUUGUCCUCACAUACUAUUGUCCGAGGCAAAAGGUUGAAUUCCUAUCGUUAGAAAUUGAUCUUAAACACUUUGUCCAGAGCAAAAAUGGAUUUAUCCUAUCAAUUUGCAGAACUUCAAGCCAUACUUUGUUGUAGUGCUGCUCUGUGCAACAACAAGGUCCCUAUGUUGAUGGUCAAGGUCACAAACAGGAAAUCCAUUUAGUCUUUCCAAUAUUUAUCUAAAAAAAUACUUCAUUAAAGUGUGUUUGUGAAAUUUCACAGAUGGAUCAUGCAUUUUGUUAAACCAUUUUCAAAGAAAAUAUUUUAUAUCUGCUCACUAUGUCUUUAAAUAUGCAAUUAUAAAUUGUUUUCCUUAUAAUAUAUAAGCCCUUUUUUACAACUGUAUUAGUCAUUCACCACCGACUUUGAAACUAUCAUGUAUUUUUCUCAAUAAAUUGUUUUUAAAAUAUGAUUUUGUUAAUUUAAUUUUAUCAGUAUUCAGGUUUUUAUUGCUUUACACAAUCAGAUAAAAAGUGUGCUAUUUUAAAUGAUUAUAAUGUUUCUGCAAGCUUGUGCAAUGAUUAUUUAUUUGUUCAUGUGUUUAUGUUAUUGUUAAAUAUUUUGAUCAUGAAUAGUGGGUAAUUGUUACACCUUUUUAUUUUAAGCAUACAGCAUAUAGGUCCCCGUGGUGUAAUGGAUAUGGUGGUCACCUAGCGACCGGGAGGUCACUGGUUCAUUCUUUAGAUCUCCCCUAAAGACACCAAGUACUGGUUCUAGGCCCAGGAAACGGACUCGAGAGCGUUUAUGUAAGCCUUAGGCUUCCGAUGCAAUCGAGCUUAAAUAAAUUGGUUUAAAUUAAAACUAAGCAUACAGAAAGAACAUAAACAAUAAGCUAUUUUCUUGGAAAUAUUCAUUCUGUUAAUUUUGAGGAAAAACAAUAAUGUGUUGUUGUUCUUUCAUGUUAUUAUUUUUUUAUGUUGUUAAUACAUAUGACUGUUAAUGCUGCUGUACCUUAAAAUUCUGCUCGAUUUCAAAGUUGAACUUCAUCAGCUUUGAAACGUUUUUUGAAGGUGAUAUUUUGUUAUAAAUUUGUUGUUUUGAGUCUGUGGUUAUGUGAUAUUUAAAAUAAAUGGUUAUUGUGAAUUGUUGUUGCUUAAAUGACUUUUCAUCAAAUAUUUGUAGCUAUCUACACAUCCGUGCCACGUUAUUCGUGUAAUGCUCUGCUGUAACAACUUCAGAUCCCUCUUACUACUGCAUGUAUUCACUUCAGCUGAAAUUUCUCCCCAUUUCUUUAAAUCAUAGUUGGGAAAAGACUGUACAGCUUUUUGAUAUUGAAUUGUGUUUAUUUUAUUAUUGUUAAAUAUUUUGAUCAUGAAUAGUAGGUAAUUGUAACACCUUUUUAUAAGCAUCCAGAAAAAAACAUAAACAAUAAGCUAUUUUUUGGACAUAUCCAUUCUAUUAAUUUUGAGGAAAGACAAUAAUGUAUUGUUGUUUUUUCAUGUUUUUACUUUUUUAUGUUGUUAAUACAGAUGACUGUUAAUGCUGUUGACUUCAUUGUACUUUAAAAUUCUGACUCGAUUUCGAAGUUGAACUUCAUCAGCUUUAAAACGUUUUUUGAAGAUGAUAUUUUUAUAAUUUUAUUGUUUUGAGUCUGUGGUUAUGUGAUAUUUGAAAUAAAUCAAAUGGCUUUUUU
Dreissena polymorpha is the source of this 5048-nucleotide messenger RNA. RefSeq names its product post-GPI attachment to proteins factor 6-like. NCBI's taxonomy places the organism in Eukaryota, Metazoa, Mollusca, Bivalvia, Myida, Dreissenidae. The transcript is spliced from 13 exons. Gene Ontology annotation, cellular component: plasma membrane. Bases 84 to 3110 code for a protein of 1008 amino acids. The record is from RefSeq and is a predicted model, not a curated record.